GGAGAUCAUCCAGAAUAUUCUACUGUUUAUCAUCUUUGUGGAGGAGCUCCCCUCGAAUCGAAAGAGAGCACUAUCUAGCUAGUAGCUAAUUUAAUACAAUUCCACUUCAUAUCCAUCUACCUAAUUACACCAUUGCUUAUUAGCUGCAACAAAUUCUUCCCCCUUCCCCCCCGUCGCUUCUCUCCCUCUCCACCUGUCGCUUCUCUCUUCUCUCUCCCAGUUUCAGAAACCAAAAGUUCUACCCCCUCCAAAUCUCUCCUCCCCAUCCGAAUCUAGGGCAAACUUGACCCCCAGUCUUGGACAUGCGUCACGUAUAUAAAACAUUGGAGUCUGCGACAGUUUUCGGUGAUUGCUUCCCACUUCCAUUCUAUUCAACGUACCCCGCUUCGCUUCUCUUCAUUUUACUCUGCAAUCUUCAAACCCUUUCUAACCACACACAAAACUCAGCUUGCAGCCGCUCCUCAGCAGCUCGCCACCCACCCAGCGGCCAGCGGUGCAAUCACCAUACACGAUUAGGUUAGAGAGCAAUGUUCAGAAGCGUGCCUUUGCUUUCUAAACUGCACCCUCGAAUUGGCAAGCAGUAUCAUCUCAAGAAUUCCGUUAGAUGGUUUCAUGUACAGAGCUCCUCUGAUCUAGUCAAUUGUGAAAUUGCAUCAUAUUCUGAACCCAUAUAUAACAAUUGCCGAGAAUUAAUCAGUGGUUGUCUAAGUGGAUUCUUGCCAAAGACAUAUUCUACAUCUUGUGCUACCUUGUCGUGUGAUACUCUGAAAGAUAGUCCUGUUUCCGAUAUGUUAGUUGAUUCAUUUGGGAGGCUGCACACCUAUUUGAGGAUCUCCUUGACAGAACGUUGCAAUCUGCGAUGUCAGUACUGUAUGCCAGCAGAGGGUGUGGAGCUCACUCCUGGCCCUCGGCUACUCUCAAAGAAUGAGAUUGUUCGACUGGCAAAUCUGUUUGUGAGUUCUGGAGUGGACAAAAUUCGUUUGACAGGGGGGGAGCCAACCAUUAGGAAGGAUAUUGAAGAAAUUUGUCUGCAUCUAUCUAACUUGAAGGGACUGAAAACGUUGGCCAUGACUACAAAUGGAAUUAUUCUCUCGAAAAAACUUUCAAAACUGAAAGAAUGUGGACUUUCUGCCUUAAAUAUCAGUUUAGACACAUUAGUCCCAUCAAAGUUUGAAUUCAUGACUCGGCGCAAAGGGCAUGAAAGGGUUAUGGAAUCAAUUAAUACUGCUAUAAUCCUUGGAUACAAUCCUGUGAAGGUCAAUUGUGUUGUAAUGCGUGGAUUCAAUGAUGAUGAGAUUUUGGAUUUCAUAGAGUUAACACGUGAAAGGCCAAUUAAUAUUAGAUUCAUUGAGUUCAUGCCUUUUGAUGGGAAUGUUUGGAAUGUCAAGAAACUUGUACCCUACUCUGAAAUGCUGGAUAGAGUGGUAAAAGAGUACCCAGACUUAAAGAGACUUCAGGACAACCCAACAGAUACAGCAAAGAAUUUCAGAAUAGAGGGGCAUUGCGGUACGGUUUCUUUUAUAACCUCAAUGACUGAGCAUUUUUGUGCUGGAUGCAAUAGAUUACGACUUUUGGCAGAUGGGAACUUCAAAGUUUGCUUAUUUGGUCCUUCAGAGAGCAUCCCUGUCCCCAAUGCUAUUUGGACCAAAGGGCAUCUUGUCUCUCUGUACUAAAAAAAAAAGUGGAGGUGAAGUAUUUGAUUCAAUCACUUAUAGGUGGAUAAAAAAGAAAUAACUGCUGUGAGAACUUAUUCAUGUUCGCAGGUCAUAUGCUUUUGUUAUCUUUUAUUAAUCAUGUAGCUUUCAUGUAUGCUGAUGCUUUUCUUGCUAUAAUAUAUCUGACAUGAUAUGCUGUGAAUACUGUUAUGGGUGUGCAUGAGAGUGCACGGUACUUUUACAUGUACAUGUAUCUAUCGAUAAAAAGGGGUAUUAGUUGAGAUAGUUUUGUUGAGUGGAUUUUAAAGCCAAAGCCAACUUUGUGAAGUCUUGAAUUCUUAAUUUUAGUUGGAAGAUAAAUACUUAAAGCUCUUCAGUAUGAGGAAGGUUUCAUACCUUGUCAAGUAAUUUUGAGGCAUCUUCAUGCAAAAACUGAUAAAGUUUGUUAUCCGAUAAACUAUUAUUGUAGCAAGAAAAAUGCUAAUUGUACUUAAGAAAAAUGUACUUCUCCACGUGUUAGCUAUUGAUAUGCUCAAAAUUAUAAAAUUUAAAAUUCAAAAUUCAAAAUUGUGAAUUUCAAAAGAAAAUUGACAAAAUGAGUCUUUGUUUGUUAGUACAUGUAGCACUACUCUUGUAACAAUACAAGGAUGACCUAAACCAUAUCUGAGCCCACACUUCAAAAGGACCAGUCAAGAUUACAAUUAAAGUCCUUUGGAAUCAUUAUUAAAGGCUUAAACUUCUCCCUCCCAAACAAUGUAGGAUCACAUUCAAGAUCUGGGAUAUUACAAUCUCCCCCUUAAAUUCUCGACGUCCUCGUCGUGUUAUUCCAUUAUAAGUGACACAAUUCAAAUCCCACGUCUAGUUGGGAUUGGCUCUGAUUCUAUUUUUAACAACCUAAGAAAAGCCCAAGCUGAAUAUGAGCCUAUAUUCCAAAAGAACUGGUCAAAGAUUACAAAUGAAAUCCAUUGGGAUCAUUAUAAAGGGCUUGAACUUCUCUCUUUUAAGCAAUGCGCAAUCCCAUUCGCCACUUUCCUAUACACAAUCCGGGUAUUAUAAUUAUAGUCAUGAUUAAACUAUCGUGAAUGGUUUAUAUGUUUAUGUGAUUGUAAAUGAAACUGGGUGGAAUAACUUUCUGCAUUGAACUAACUGAUAAGGUAAGAGGUGAAUUAUAAUUUUUUCUGUGCCUAUUAAAUAUACAUGAGUUCGUUGGACUUCUUUCCUAUAUGCACCUAAUGAAGUAAUAGAUCACUGAAGUUACAUGUUUUAGUGAGCUACUCAGUGCUAGUGUGUAAUAAUUAGUAAACCUUUUCUUUUUCCCAUGAUGGAAGUUUUAGCUGAAUUAUUUUACAUUUUAUUUACAAUAUAAAUCUAGAAUGCAGUUUACUUGUUAUACUAGGUUGGCUUAAGAGAUCCUCUUCGCCGUGGUGCUGAUGAUCAUGAGCUCAAGGAAAUAAUUGGGGCAGCGGU
Messenger RNA from Juglans microcarpa x Juglans regia, 3122 nucleotides. RefSeq names its product GTP 3',8-cyclase, mitochondrial. Gene Ontology annotation, molecular function: metal ion binding; GTP 3',8'-cyclase activity; 4 iron, 4 sulfur cluster binding. NCBI's taxonomy places the organism in Eukaryota, Viridiplantae, Streptophyta, Magnoliopsida, Fagales, Juglandaceae. The record is from RefSeq and is a predicted model, not a curated record. Gene Ontology annotation, biological process: Mo-molybdopterin cofactor biosynthetic process. The transcript has 7 exons. Bases 528 to 1673 code for a protein of 381 amino acids.